Molecule: messenger RNA, 2265 nt
Organism: Penicillium angulare
Lineage: Eukaryota; Fungi; Ascomycota; Eurotiomycetes; Eurotiales; Aspergillaceae
Product: putative microtubule binding protein HOOK3
Exons: 7
Coding region: 1-2265 (754 amino acids)
Biological process (GO): cytoplasmic microtubule organization; cytoskeleton-dependent intracellular transport
Cellular component (GO): cytoplasm; centrosome
Molecular function (GO): dynein light intermediate chain binding; microtubule binding
Source: RefSeq, a predicted model, not a curated record
AUGUCUGCGGAACACAACGUGACCAAGGUUCUGCUGGAAUGGAUCAACAGCUUUUCCCUGGGCAAAACACUACGGGCCACAGAUGAACUGACAGAUGGGAUCAUCCUUUGGGAAAUCCUCCAGGACAUCGAUCCGCAAUACUUCCUCGACGAAAUCCCCGAGCGCAAUCCUGACAAUCAUUGGGUGGCCAAAUGGCAGAAUUUGAAACACAUUCAUAAACUCCUGUUGAGCUAUAUUCGACACCAAAACGACGAAACGUUACCGUCAGGCCUCGACCCCUCCCCAGAUCUCGAAGCCGUCGCGGAGAAAGCAUCUUCCAAAGAGACGAAUAAACUGGUGAAGCUGCUCCUGAUCGCCGCGAUCAGCUCCCCCAAUGCGGAGACCUACGUUCAAACCCUCCAAGGGUUGUCAACAUCGACUCAGGAGGGGUUGAAGGAUAUAAUUGAGGAGGCACACAAUGGUCAACAUGAGCCCUUGGAUGCAGCUGAUGAGCUUCGGGAGGAUCUGGCAAAGAAUCCUCCAGUUGACUUAGAGCUGCAAUUCGAGGAACGUGUUGGCAAGGUGCUUGCGGAGAACGAUCGCCUUUCGCACGAGAAAAAGGAGUUGGAGAAGGCGUUGGAGGACCUGCACAAUCGCCUGGCGCGCUUGCAAGAGAACAACGAUACACUUCAAAAUCGAUUGGCCUCUACCGAGGAUCGUUUAGUCACCCUUAAGUCCGGCAAGGGUGAUCUGGGUUUCAAUGCCAAAGCUUUGGAGAGCAAGACCCGUCAACAAGAUGAUCUCAUCGCAUCCCAGGAGGCCAAAUUAUCAGCUGCCCAGGAUGAGGUGGACAGUCUUCGUAUGACCGUAGAAUCGUUGAAGGUCAAGAAUCAACGCUACCAGAAGUUGCAAGAUGACUACGAUGAGCUCCGCACGGACAGAGACCAGCUCGCGCGCAAGGCUAACGCGGCAGAGAAGUAUCGCCAGAAACUCCAGGCCAGUCAGGAUUUUGAGAAAGAGAACCAAACUCUCAAGAAUCAGAUCACAGAUCUUCAGCAGCAGUUGAAGGAGACCGAUUCGCAGCAACGGUGGACCUCGGAGCGUGACGUGGAACUCGAAGAGUAUCGCAAACUUCUUCCUCGCAUUGAGCAGGAGUGUAGUGAGAUCCAGAACCUCAAAAAGCAGCUUGAAUUCAACAACCACGCGCUUACUGAACGACUUCAGGGUUCUGAUGAACAGCACGAAAGAGACGAUGCCUUGAUCAGUGAACUUCGUGAACGUCUGCGCGAAUUGGAAGGUCUACCAGGCAGUCCUUCGCCGGGCUCGGAGACACCUAAAAUGCAAGGAACUUUGUCCAAGGAUUUCGAGUCAAUGAGCAUGAAAGAUUCUCAGCUUAAAUCCGAACCCGAUGAGUCGAAACGAGAGGGAGAUUCAUUCAAGGUCCCAUCAGCGCCGGAGGCAGGUGGAUCAAAAAUCACUGCCUGCAUAUCAAUCGCUAACUCCGUCUCUAGCGAUGAAUAUUGGAAAUUAUACGAGACUUAUACCAGCACAUUAAAGAGGCUUGCGGAAAUUCAGGAUAGUCUGGAAAGUACGAAGAAGGACCUGUCCGAAGCACAAACGCAGAUCGGUCUUGUCGACAUGGAGAAGACCGAGAUGUUCCGCGAGCUUGAAGAGCAAAACUCUGUCGAGUUAUCUAAGCUCCGCGAAGAUUGGGGAAAUCUCACUAAGAAUAUCCACCACAUCGAGGCUGAGUUGGAUGCAAGCCAAACCUUAGUUCGUGAGGUUUGCUCUGAACGAGAAGAGCUGCGCAAGAUGCUUGACAACAAACAGAACGAAAUUAGCGUCGAGGACCAGGAGGUCAUGAAUGAGAUGCAGAUGCUUCUAGGUGAAUUCGAGAUGCACAGCAGUGAGGGUGGCGAAGUAUCCCAGAAGUCUAGCUUCGAGCUGCUUAAACAGUGCGCUGGGGUAUUGGAGAAGAAUGUUGAGCGUCUGGCUCAGCGUGCAGAGUAUAUCCAACAACAGAAUGAACUUAUUAAGUCUCUCCGGGAGAGCUUGAAGAAUUAUGAGGAGAACUUGGAUGACGGCAUUCCUAAGGAGCGAGAAGUUGAACUUCAGAAAAUUAUUGAUGGUCAAGCUCGAGAACUCACUCUUGUGAGCUCCGCCUGGUACCAUCUUCAAAGCCGAUGGCAAAAUAACAACAUGACCGUGUCGCGCUAUCGACAAGGCCCGAGUAUGACAGAUCCACGAGGCUGGCUGGCCAAGCAACGAAGUGCAGUUGCUGGUUAA